Messenger RNA from Acanthoscelides obtectus, 276 nucleotides. The record is from the annotation of a GenBank genome assembly. NCBI's taxonomy places the organism in Eukaryota, Metazoa, Arthropoda, Insecta, Coleoptera, Chrysomelidae.
AUUUAUGUGUCCGAUAUGUGCUACACUGCAAUUUGUUAAUUAAAGCCUGGCAUAAACCUGUAUGAUCAUACUCAUAAUGAUAAGAAUUAACACUUACGAACUUGAAGACAAGCUGUGCUCAGCAACAUGGGCAUGUAGGAGCACCAAUUAUGAGACAUUACAAGGUGUAAAUGGGAAAAUGGAGUUGCAGCAUGAAGUUAAAUUCUUCAUUACUUUGUACCAUCAUGGCAGAAAAUUCCACAACUAAUUACAAGAAAACUGUGGGAAUCAAUUCCC